AUGUCGCGCUUGGACUUUGAGCGACGCGGACGCGAAGCGGAUUGGGACUGCGCGCACAGCGCGUGCGAUGCGAGGGAUAAACGGUCGGGAUACUCGGGUGUGGCUAUAUACUGGCGAUCGAGGGAGACGUGUCCGGUGGCGAUCGAGGAGGGUGUGUGCGGGACGCGGACAAAGGCGGAGAGCGCGAUUUGGCCGAACGAACGACCGCCCUUGGUGGACGAAGAUUACGCACGGGCGAAGGCGUUGGACGACGAAGGCAGAGCGAUCUGGGCCGAUUUCGGGGAAUUUGUUUUGUGUAAUCUCUACGCGCCGACGACGUACGGCGCGGUGGAUGAGAAGGUUGCGGAACGAAUUGAUUUCAAGAGAGAUUUCUUGCGCGCGCUCGAGGAACGGCUCACGUCGCUGCGCUCCCGUGGUCGCCGCGUCAUCAUGUGCGGGGACUGGAAUAUCGCACCCAACUGGAAACUCGAUCGCGCGCACGACGAUCCGCGCGCCGUUGAGCCGAAGAAUGAAUCUCGAGAGUGGUUGACUCGCGUGCUAGGUCAAGACGGCAUGUGCGACGUAUUCCGCGAAGUGCACCCGAACGUCAAAGCGUUCACAUGUUGGAACGUAGCGAGCGGCGCGCAAAUUAACGAUUACGGAUCGAGGAUCGAUUAUUUCCUUUGCGACAGAGACACCCUCGGGCACGUCCAAGGCGUGGGCGUGGCGCAAAAUUCGAAGGGACAACCGCCUCCGUUGGCGAUGUCAGUGCUUUACCCGGGUCGCCAGACGACGGUUAUCGACCACUUUGCUCCGUCGAAGGUGAGCGGAACCACUGGAAUCUCCACACUGGAUGCCGAGGACAUAUCGAAAUCCCGAGCGCUGAAACGCGCCCCUGAACCGCCGAAACGAAAGGUUGCCGAAACGACGUUGAAAGACUUCUUCACCGUCAAGUCGUCGAAAAAGAAAAUGAACGAACCCGUCACGCCCGGCGAGUCAAAGUCUGUUGACGCAGAAGUGAAUGAUCCCGACGUGGAAACGACCGUGAAGAAGGUUAACGACUACGACGCGCAAGCGGCGCUUUGGUCAAACACGCUCGCCAAGAUGGCUCCGCCCAAGUGCGCGGGACACGGCGAGACGUGCAAAGUCCGCGUCGUGAAGAAGCGCGAAAGUCCACACUUUGCUCGCGUCUUCUUCUGUUGUCCCCGGCCGGCUGGUCCGCGCACGAAUCCUGCCUGCGACUGCGGAUUCUUCGCUUGGCGCGACGAUCGACGAAGCAAGUGA
Molecule: messenger RNA, 1263 nt
Organism: Ostreococcus tauri
Lineage: Eukaryota; Viridiplantae; Chlorophyta; Mamiellophyceae; Mamiellales; Bathycoccaceae
Product: Zinc finger, GRF-type
Exons: 2
Coding region: 1-1263 (420 amino acids)
Biological process (GO): base-excision repair
Cellular component (GO): nucleus
Molecular function (GO): phosphoric diester hydrolase activity; DNA-(apurinic or apyrimidinic site) endonuclease activity; double-stranded DNA 3'-5' DNA exonuclease activity
Source: RefSeq, a predicted model, not a curated record